CAGCUUGUCGUCCAGUCCCCGCCCGAACAGGUGGCUCGCCCCUCCCCUGGGCAGGUACGCGCUGCUGGGGCGCUGGCUAGAGUGGGCCGCUCUGCGCCCUCCUCCUGGGCUUAUAUGUGGCCCCACUUGGACGCCCAGGUAUGGAGCACGCUGCUCGACCUCAACUAUGGACUUGGACGAGUUACGCCUGCUGGACGCGCUCACCUACGUAGAGGGGCUCAUGGCCUUCGUGGCCUUCGCGGCGCUCACUUUGUUGGGCUCUCCCUACGGCCGCUACUCGUCGCACUAUCCCGGCCGCCAGGUGCCGGCGCGACCCGCCUGGUUCCUGCAGGAGCUGCCCUCGAUGGCUUGGCCGCUGUUUGAGUACGCUCGCCCUGCAGCCGCGCGCCUAGGCAGCCUGCCCAACCGGGUCCUACUGGCCAUGUUUCUGAUCCACUACGUGCAAAGGACUUUGGUUUUCCCGCUCCUGAUCCGAGGAGGGAAACCCACACCGAUGCUUUCCUUUGCUGCAGCAGUCCUGUUCUGUACCUACAAUGGCUACUUGCAGAGCAGAUACUUGAGCCAGUUUGCGGUGUAUGCCGAAGACUGGGUGGCCCAUCCCUGUUUCCUGACUGGUUUUGCCUUGUGGUUAACAGGCAUGGUGAUAAAUAUCCAUUCAGACCACAUCCUGAGGAAUCUGAGGAAACCUGGGGAAGUGGGAUACAAAAUCCCCAGGGGAGGCUUGUUUGAAUAUGUCUCUGCAGCCAACUACUUCGGGGAGAUCAUGGAGUGGUGCGGCUUUGCGCUGGCCAGCAGGUCCCUCCAGGCCGGAGUGUUUGCCCUGUUCACUUUCAGCGCACUAUUCACCAGGGCGAAGCAGCAUCACCAGUGGUACCAUGAGAAGUUUGAAGAUUACCCCAAAUCAAGAAAAAUGCUAAUUCCAUUUGUGCUUUAACUGCUGUCAGUGGCAUUGUCUUGGAAAAUUUCCUUCCUUAUGAGGCUCUCUAGGCACUUAUAAAUGAUAUGUUUCCCUUAAUUCUCUAGUAGCACCAUUGUUUCAGGAAGGCUGGUGGGGGGUUUAAUCCCCCGGUAAAGGAGUAAAUCAAUCAUAAACUAAGCCCACUGGGAUCGGUUGCCAGGUCAGGAGUGAAGAACACUGGGUCAUUGCAGCCAAAGUGUUUCUGGCUUUAAAUGUGCCUCUUUAGGGUUUGGCUUUGUUUGUGUGUUUGUUUUUAAAUUUUUUAUUUCAUUUUCAGUUUUUGCUUUUUUUUUCAAGGUAGAGUUUCAGUGUACAGCCCUGGCUGUCCUGGAACUAGCUCUGUAGACAAGGCUGGCCUUCAACUCACAGAGAUCCACCUGCCUCUGGUUCCUGAUUGCUGAGACCAAAGGUGUACACCACCACCCACUGUUUGUAAAUUUUGAGACAAGGUCUCAGUGUAGACCAGGCUGGCCCUGAACUCACGGGGUUAUAUGAGGCCUCCUCAAGUAAAGGUGUGUUGGCCUCCCACCUCUCCAAUGCUACCAAACCAGGCAGUGUCUCUGGGUUCUGUGUCACAAAAGUGUAAGAAACAACCAACCCUCCAAGGAAUGCAGGCAGGCCAGCAUCCUGCCUCCUCCGCAGAUGGGUGUUUUGCCUGCUCAGCCCUGGCCACAGAAGCCUGGUGGUGUGGGGGUGGUCACAGCCCAGGAGAGAUCACAGUCUGCUGUCCUUUGCUGCAGCUGCUGAACAGUGAACCCUUUGAUCCCAGAGGCUGGGAAAAGGCCUGCACACUGAGCUCUCCAGGUAAAGUGCUCCUGUCAACACGCUGUGUCCCAAAGAGAGUGGAAGUAUAGAGUGUAUUCACUCACUCACUGGCCCUACUUUUGCCUUUUGUUCCUCCUUUGGGCUAGUCAGAACUAGAAUUUUUUGUGUUUUUGUUUGUUUGUUUUUGUUUUGUUUUGUCUUGUUUUUCGAGACAGGGUUUCUCUGUGGCUUCGGAGCCUGUCCUGUCCUGGAACUUGCUCUUAUAGACCUAGCCUCCUGGUCUACUCCCAGAGACCACCUUCCCCUGCUUUAAUCCCUAAUGGGAGUAAAGGCAUGUGCCACCAGAACUAGAAUUCUUUAAGGCAUUUAAAAACACAUAUUGUUUUUUAUCAUUAUAAAACAAAAAUCUCAGAACAGAAUCUCUUAUUUUGAAUGCACCCAAAGACCAAUCAUUGCACAUCCCUGAAAUCCAAGCACUAGGAGGGCUGAAGUGAAAGGACAGAAAAUUCAGGGCUAGCCUGGGCUGUGUAGGAAGACCCUGUUUGGAAACAAACAAACAAAAAACCCAGUACCAAUUGGUAAUACUCCAAGGAGGCAGCUGCAGUGAUAAAAGACCCCCUCCCCAGGCCUCUAGCCAGGACACUGGCUCCUCUAUAGCUCUUUGUAGUCUGGGGACCAGUGGUGAAAAGCCGUCCCUACCAGACUGACCAGCACUGCCCCAAGGCAAUGUUCUCUCUACUGCCCAUUGUCCUCAGGGGAAGUGAUGGGACAGUGUGCUCUCUGACCCCACUAAAGAUGCUGCAGUGGACCUCCUGGUACACCUGACAGUGUGCAUAGUGCCCACCCCCACACCUUUCCUACACGUACCACCUAUUUUCCCUGUGUUCUUCCCAGCAGGGCUUCCUCAGCCCCUUGGCUCUCAUAGACAAGCUACUCUCUGUGCCUCUGGUUUGCAGAAUGACACAGAAAACUUCGUGGUGUGGCUGUUCCAUUUUAAUAAUAAAAAGCAAAACAAACAAACAAAAGCAAUGUUUAAAGGGGGAACCUUACCGUAAAUCUGCCACCUUUCCCUUUAUCUUCAAAACCCAAAGCACUAAACACUGUAGCUUUCCUCUCCAUACUUCAGAAGCGGGCCUGCCUGGUGUGUCCUGGAAGGUUUACAUGGAAGGAGGUACUUAGCGGAGAUCCUGGGAAUGUUUGCUGUGAACUUCAACCUCCGUUGAAGAAGGGCAUGAUGCCAGAAUGGAAUACAGGACUCUGGGUUGCCAGACAGAUGCCCUGUCACUGAGCCACACGUUAGCCCUGUGGUGCAUCUUUGUUCAUGAAGGGCCAGGUUGCCCAUGGGCUUGGUGCUUGUUUCCCCCACCCGCCAAGUGCGAGAUCAAUUUAGACGGAAUCCUGUCCUAACAUCACACUCUCCUUCAUUACUUAAAACUCUUAUGUAAACGGUGAUUCUGUGAUUAUUAAGGAAGUUAAUAAAACUACAGUUCUAAGUCCA
This is a messenger RNA of Phodopus roborovskii (desert hamster), 3221 nucleotides long. RefSeq names its product steroid 5 alpha-reductase 1 (gene Srd5a1). The transcript is spliced from 5 exons. Gene Ontology annotation, cellular component: membrane. Gene Ontology annotation, molecular function: 3-oxo-5-alpha-steroid 4-dehydrogenase activity. The record is from RefSeq and is a predicted model, not a curated record. Gene Ontology annotation, biological process: steroid biosynthetic process. The coding region runs from base 167 to 934 and encodes 255 amino acids. NCBI's taxonomy places the organism in Eukaryota, Metazoa, Chordata, Mammalia, Rodentia, Cricetidae.